Messenger RNA from Solea solea (common sole), 1836 nucleotides. Its product is annotated as neurexophilin-2. NCBI's taxonomy places the organism in Eukaryota, Metazoa, Chordata, Actinopteri, Pleuronectiformes, Soleidae. The transcript has 2 exons. The coding region runs from base 370 to 1239 and encodes 289 amino acids. Gene Ontology annotation, molecular function: signaling receptor binding. The record is from RefSeq and is a predicted model, not a curated record.
CACAAGAAAGCGCAUGUGAUCUUCAGUCAGAGCUGCAUCUUCGCCUGCACCUUCCAAACUAAGCCGCGUCUCCGCGCAAACUUCCCAGCAUGAGCGAAGGCAAACACCAUGGAUGUGCCACAUGAGGCGGAGCGGAGCAGCUGAAGCCACCGCUCAAAGUUUGCCUGUAGAAAUCCGACAGUGACUGAACAAAUACUCAACUUUUACGCGCGUUGUCCCUGUGUGGUUUUUGUCCUGACACUUCUUUUUUUUUUUCACUUGUAGUCUGUCACCUGGGAUUGCUUGGAUUCCGCGUUCUUGUCUUUUUUUUAUGUUCAUCCGGGGAGACGUGUAGUUUUUUCGGGGUGGUCCGCUCUCAAGGAAGGUGACAUGCAGGUGCUCGGUUGGACCAUAGUUCUCCUCUGCCAGUGGAUCCUACGGAAGGUCCAAGGGUUAGAGAAGCAAGUGGACUUCUCAGAUCUGGGCCCAGUGGGGUCGGCGAUGAAAGCUCUUCCGUAUGGCAUGGGUGGAGGUGCAGUUGGAGGAGCGACAGGAGGAGUCGUUAAACCACCGUACCAAACCCGCAUCUUCUCCACUUCCAUUGACCAGCCACCCAUGAAGACCAAACCACCCACUUACAGUUUCUAUAACCCGUAUGACCCAACUAGAAACCAGUCCCUGCUCCUGGACCAGACAGGAUACCGCUCUAAGCGCAAGCCCUCACUAAAGACAGCCAUGAAGACCAAGAAGAUCUUCGGCUGGGGCGAUUUCUACUUCAAUGUCAAGACCAUGAAGUUCAGCUUGCUGGUGACGGGGAAGAUCGUGGACCACAUCAAUGGAACUUUCACUGUUUACUUCCGCCACAACUCUUCCAGCCUGGGAAAUGUUUCGGUCAGCAUCGUGCCACCGACCAAAGUGGUGGAGUUUGAGGUCCUCCAGCAGCAGCUGCACCCUCACACCCAGCAAGACAUCCAGAUCCACGCGACCCAUCAGUCCACCAUCGACCCCAAAGAGACAAAGACCUUCAACUGUCGGGUGGAGUACGAGAAUACCAACAGAUCCAAGAAGCCCAAACCCUGUCUGUAUGAUCCGUCUCAGACCUGCUUCACAGAGCACACCCAAUCCCACGCAGCCUGGCUCUGUGCCAAACCCUUCAAGGUGAUCUGCAUCUUCAUCUCUUUCUUUAGCAUUGAUUACAAGUUGGUUCAGAAAGUGUGUCCAGACUACAACUUCCAAAGUGAGUACCCUUACUUUGGCUAAGUAAGUGAGACUGAACUGGAAAGAGAAUGAAGAGACAAUGUUAACGACAAAGAUGAUGUAACGAUAAUAACGAUGAAGAUGGAAAUGAUAGUCAUAUUGAUUACAGUGAAGAUGCGGGGGACAAUUUUUUUGCCUCUAAACUGCUGUGAAUUGUGGAUUUUAAACAUGUAUAAUCAGAGUUAUGGAUGGUUAGGAGACGGCUGGUUUCUCUGAAUUCUUUUCUUUUUUUCCCAACUUUGUGUUUGUUUGUGUUAACUUCCGUUUUUGUUCAAUUCUUUUCUGUAAAUAAUGUACUCAACCCCAGCACAAUUAUUAUUUUCUGAUAUUUGAGUUGCAGUUUGCAGAGAAUUCAGUUGUAAACAGCUGGAACCAUUAUUAUUAUUAUGCCCUCCGAGUACAAAAAAGCUUCUGAAGUGGCUGAAUGUGCCGUUACUCUAUGGCAGACGUAAUGUUAUGGUAGACUGACUGUUAAUCAUCCACCUCAACUAUAUGUUUCAAAAACCUGGAUAUAAGAGAGUUAUAUGUAUGAGAAAUGCUAUGCUGGAUAUGCAUACAAUAUACUGUAUGAAAAAGCACAUUAAAAUCUCUUAAACUGUC